AUGGCCACCGAGAAGCAGGAAGACGGGGUCCCCGUCGAAGUGCGCAAGCUCUCGAUACACGCCGAGCACGCAGAGGAAAUCGCAGAGGCCGUGGCCGUCGAGCACACGCUGUCGUUCUGGGAGGCCGUCAAGCUGUAUCCCAAGGCCAUCGGGUGGUCCAUGUACUUCAGCAUGGGCGUCAUCAUGUUGUCUUUCGAUCCCCAGCUCCUCGGCAACCUCUACGCCAUGCCCGCCUUCCAGCGCGACUUUGGCUACAUUUUUGAAGACUCGUACAUCAUCUCUGCGGCAUGGCAGACUGGGCUGUCGAUGGGCAAUCCCAUUGGCCAGGUCAUCGGCGCGCUCGCGGCUGGGUAUCCCAUGGAGUGGUACGGGCGCAAGAAGACGUUCAACGUGUGCGUCGUGCUCGUCGCGGGACUUGUCUUCAUCCAGUUCUUUGCGCGCUCGCUGCGAGUCCUCCUCGCGGGCGAACUGCUGGGGGGCCUGGUGCUCGGCGCGUUCGUGGUCAUUGCGCCCAGCUAUGCGAGCGAGGUGACGCCGCUGGCCAUGCGCAGCGUGUCGACGAGUUAUGUCAACUUGUGCUUUGUUACAGGACAGCUGUUGGGGAACGGCGUAACGGCCGCGACUAAGGAUUUGACUUCCCACUGGGCGUACUCGAUCCCGUUUGCGCUGCAGUGGUUUUGGAUCCUGCUCAUCAUCCCAGGGAUGUAUUUCGCGCCGGAGUCGCCGUGGUGGCUCGCGCGGCAGGGCCGCUUCGACGAGGCAGAAGUCUCGCUCCGGAGGCUGUCUAGCAGAGGCGUGAAUGUCAAGGCUGUGCUCGCGCAGCUCAUCGAGACCGAUAGAUUGGAGACGCAGAUGGAGGCGGGAUCUACGUAUACUGACGUCUUCCGCGCAGUGAAUUGGCGACGCACCGAGAUUGCCAUUGGCGUGUAUGCCACGCAAGUCCUCUGUGGGAUCUACCUCAUCAACUAUGGCACGUAUUUCUUCAGCCUUGCGGGACUGAACACCGCACAGGCGUAUAACAUGGGGAUUGGGUUUAUGGCUGUGGGAUGGGUCAGUACGAUAUUUAGUUGGUUCCUGAUGCAGAGGUUUGGAAGGAGAGUGUUGUAUAACACCGGUCUGACCAUCUUAACCAUCAUAAUGUUUCUCGUUGGGAUUCUGGACGUGGUCCCAACGAAGGGGGCGGUCUGGACGCAGAGCACGCUGCUAUUGGUCUGGAACUUUACGUUUGACUGGAGUGUCGGACCCGUGGCCUAUGCUAUCUUCUGCGAAGUCUCUGCCACACGUGUGCGGUCUAAGACCAUUGCUGUUGCAACUGCCAUCCAGGCCGUCGUGGGCAUUAUCAUGACUGUCGCUAUUCCGUACCUCAUCAAUCCCGACCAAGCGGCCUUGAGGGGAAAGCUUGGCUUCUUCUUUGGGGGGCUGAGCUUGCCGUGCCUUGUUUGGUGCUGGUUCAAGGUACCAGAGAUGAAGGGGCGGACGUAUGAGGAGCUAGACAUCAUGUUUGAGCGGGGCGUGAAGACGAGGGAGUUCAAAACGUAUGUGAUCUGA
Paraphaeosphaeria sporulosa is the source of this 1548-nucleotide messenger RNA. Its product is annotated as sugar transporter. NCBI's taxonomy places the organism in Eukaryota, Fungi, Ascomycota, Dothideomycetes, Pleosporales, Didymosphaeriaceae. The coding region runs from base 1 to 1548 and encodes 515 amino acids. Gene Ontology annotation, biological process: transmembrane transport; carbohydrate transport. Gene Ontology annotation, molecular function: carbohydrate:proton symporter activity. The record is from RefSeq and is a predicted model, not a curated record. Gene Ontology annotation, cellular component: membrane. The transcript is spliced from 3 exons.